AUGGAUUAUUUGCCAGUGCUAGGAGAGUACCAAUCAUACUCCGGCUACACCGACAAUCUUGCUUAUGCCAAGGAAUUGGAUCAUAUUGUAAAUUUUAGGGUAUCCAAACUAAAAGCUGCAGUUGUUGAUAUUACUAGAGAUCUGUAUGAUGCGAGAAACUACGAUUUACAUUCAUUUUCUCAAGAAGUAAACGUUAGGUUCAACGACUUCGUUAAUAAAAUGUUUGCCAACUACUCUAUAAUCACUUCCAUGGGUUACCACUUUGAAAUAAUAUUAUUCGAGUACAAAAGAGGUACUAUGAAAUUGACCAAGAAGUAUAUACCUCAGGGAGAGGUGUAUUUUAACGAUGCAGCCACCAGGGCAAUGGUAUAUUUCACAGUUAAAAGAUUGGACAAGUUGUUUACAGAAAUCAUGGAUUUAGUGGAAAGCCUAAACAAUGAGUGGGAAAAGCUGAAGGUUUAUGUAACUAGGGGUGUAUCCGAGAUGGACCACCAAUCCACCACAGUCAAUAAGACGAUACCGGUUUAG
Babesia microti strain RI is the source of this 528-nucleotide messenger RNA. RefSeq lists its product as hypothetical. The record is from RefSeq and is a predicted model, not a curated record. Bases 1 to 528 code for a protein of 175 amino acids. The transcript has a single exon. Lineage: Eukaryota; Apicomplexa; Aconoidasida; Piroplasmida; Babesiidae.